CCGGGACUUCCGCGUCUCUGCUCCCGCUGAGGGCUAAGCUAGGCUAGUUCAAAACUCCCCCCGCUAACCGUUAUCUGCUCCCGGUGUCACCGCUCCCACUGACCGGUGAAGACGUCCGUCAACCCCGCGGGGCGCUUUAUCCACCGGCACACACCGGUUUCAUAAAACAGGGUUUAUUCUGGGAUAUCAAUCAAACAUCCGGUUGAUUUGAGCCACCGACUGGCCCCCAGUCAGGGCUAAGCUAACAGUUAGCCUCGCAGCCAAAAUGGCGGACAACGAGGAUGACAGUGGUCCGAUCGGAACAAUACCUGAGCCCCCCGCCGCCACCUGCACCCAGUCCCCGGACCGCCCAGAGCCAGCGGACCACAACGGUCGUCCCGCGGACAGUUCACAGACCGUGUUCGGUGCUGGGAGCGAAGAGUCCGGGGAGAGUUUACCGUCAGGGUCCGGAGCUCAGCUGGCGGACUUCUUACAGAGAUGUCCGGAGGAACAGAGCAUCCUGGUGGGCACGGAGCUCACCGCCCUGGGUCCGGACCUGGUCAACACCACCAUCAUAUACGUGCAGCCAGACGGCAGCCUGGUCGAGGGCUCCGGGCUGACGGCCGAGGAGCAGCAGGCUCUGCUGGAGCAGCUUACCAGGCAGCAGCUCGUCCAGGUCUCCGACACCGAGGCCACUCAGCUGCUGCAGCAGAGCCAGCUGGUCAAAACCAUCCCGGUCCAUAAUGCGGCCCUCGACCCGAGCCAGCUGCAGCAGGUCAUCAACCAGGUCACCAAGUCCAAGCAGCAGGUCCAUGUCCAGGUUCCCCAGCAGCAGGUUCAGGUUCAUCAGCAGAACCCAAAGACCACGAACCAGAACAACGCCUCCCAGCAGCUGAAGAGCGUCGCCCAGCAGGUGGCCAUGCAGACCGGCUCGGUCCAGCAGGUCCAGAAGAAGUCGGAGCCCGUCAGGAUCCAGAUCAAGGUUCCUCCGAAACAGGAAGUGAAGCCCAGCAUCGCCCUUCAGCAGAAAAAUGUAUGUGUCAAUCAUCCGCAAGUGAAGCUGUCAGCCAAUGGCAGCUUGAGCAGCGCUCAGAUCAUCCACAUCCAGCCUGUAAUUGGUCAACAGGGCCAGCAGUUCUUCUUGCAGCAGAGUCCAGGGGACCCGCCCAUCCAGCUGCUGCUGCAGAGCCCCGCCCCUGUCGUUGGAUCUCUUCUCCCAUUGGUCCACAAGCUGACAGGCCCAACCACAUCAAAAGCCUCUGGUCCGGGUCAGAAACCUGCAGCACCCCCCUCCACCUUUAAGACCGUGGCCACCUCCAUCAUCAAAACCCUGCCCACUUCCACUCCUGCUAGCGUCCCACUUAUUGAACCCAUUAACGGCAUGACAACAGCCGCCAGGAAGAGUCCUGCCAAAGCGCUUCCUGUCAUCACACCUGCCCAAUCUACCGCCGUGACCAGGCCCCCUGCUGCUUCGCCGCCCCCUCGGACCCCGGCAGCGAAGGACAGAGAGGAGAAAAAGAAGUUGAGGAAAAGGGAGAAGAAGAUGGCGAAGGUCCAGACCAGAUCCGGUCGCGUUUCCAGACCACCAAAGUACAAAGCCAAAGACUACAAGUUCAUAAAGACCGAGGACCUGGCUGACAGCCACCAGUCCGACUCCGACGACUACUCUGACAUGAGUGAGGAGGAGGAGGGUGUGAGGAAGGACGGCCCAGCGCCAGGCUCCUCCUCCUCCCUCACCUACAGCCACAAGUCCCGGUCCCAUCGCUGCCAGACCUGUGACAAGGCCUACAUCGGUCCUGGAGGUCUGAACCGACACUAUAAACUGAACCCGACCCACGGAGACCCCGAUCCCCCCGGCAACCGGCCUGACAACACACCACGCCCACUCGGAGAUGUCAGCCAUUCACAGGAGACGACAGUCACAGAGGAGAAACCUGCUGCCAUGGCAACAAACCGAGUGGAGGGGGGUCCUGCAGCAGCUGUCGGGCUCAGGGGCCUCCACCACCGGGGCCCCGGAAGGCCCCGAGGACGAGGGAGAGGGAGGGGCCGGGGCCGCGGACGACCCCCGGCAACGCUUCCUAAAGUGACGGUGGGCCUCGUCAGUAGGCGGGGCCGACGUGGUCGACCUCCAAAGAUCAGUGUUACCACAGUAACAUCAGAGCAGCAGGUGGACAGGAGACGAGAUCGACUGAGGGAGCUGGUGGAGCAGUGUGAGGAUGAGGAGCUGAUGGACAUCGUUCUUCCUCGUUUGACCAAAGUGUUAAGUUUGUGGGAGCUGCUGCUGGCAAAGGUGGAGUGCGGCGGCACGGCCCGAACUCGCUUCCCAGACAUUUACCGUGAGUACGAGUCUCUGCAGGUUCAAGUGAAACAAGCGGCUCAGGAUUACAUCAUCAGUCCACAAGGCGGCGCCACGCCCCUGGAGGUUCGGAACAUCGAGGUCGCCAGGUCUCUCGGCAUCAUGGACGAGGUGAACAGGAUGAAGGUGGUUCCGGGAGCAUGUCCCAGUUCCAGUAUGACCAAUAAGAACGUCCGAUACAUGGAGAAUUCCAAGAUGCUUCCGCCGUCAAAGAGAUUCAAGAUGGAGAACAGCGUUCCAGUUCACCAGAACGGAAUUGAGAUGCUCAGAACAGGUGGGACGAAGGUGACCCCUGUGACCUCCUCUCUGAAGUCCUGCUCGGUCUCUGUGUCUCAUCUGGUGAUUCCAGAAGGAUCCGACUUGCUGACCACCACCACUGACUCCGCCUCCAGCUCCACCUCUGCUAAAACUCCCUCAACCGAGGCUCUGCCCCCUGACACACCUAUGGAGGUGUGUCCAUGUGAGGGGCCUCUGCAGACUGAGGCUCAGGUGGAGCCUCUUCCAGCAGACCAAGACCAGGUUCUGAGCACCCCUGACAUCGCAGCCCAGACGAAGGAGCCGCAGGAAGCCCUGGGUUCAAGUCCCAAGACUGCCACAGACACAAAGGCACCUGACUCUGUUUCUGCCCAGACACCUGGAGCCACAGAGACCAGCACAGUCCAGACUCUGGCCUCUCAGCUCCAGCAGAGGGACUCGUCCCAGUCUGAGUCCAGCACAACAGACGCAUGUGAGGCCAAAGAGCUGCAGGAGGGACAGGAGAUCUACAUCCAGACUGAAGGGCUAACAGUCCAACUGGCAGAGCCCGGGUCAGACCGGAUCGUCAUUGUCAAUGGGCCAGAUGGGACGACAAUGCACAUCCAGACUCCAGAUGGCGUACCCCUGGAAGCGGUCCAGGCCCUGCUGGGAAUCGAGGCAUCAGAUGGAAACAAAGUUCCUCAUUGAACCCUGAAGAGGAUCAAGUGUCAGGUGGUUUGAAUUCCCAGAGUCUAACACACCUGGUCCCGUCAAACACCCGACCAGUCAAACACCUUGUCCCGUCGAACACCCCGGACAGUCAAACACCCCGACCCGUCAAACACCUUGUCCCGUCGAACACCCCGGACAGUCAAACACCCCGACCCGUCAAACACCUUGUCCCGUCGAACACCCCGGACAGUCAAACACCCGGUCCCGUCAAACACCCCGACCCGUCACACACCUGGUCCCGUCAAACAGCCUGACUCCUGGUCCGACCAGUGGACAUUAUGUUUCUCAGUAUUGGAUCAAAGGCGACGAGGUUAAAAAGAUUUGGUUCAUUAUGAAACUGUUAGUCUGAGUGAUUGACCUGUGACCUGUGACCUCUGGUUCAGAUUCAAGCGUCAUAAGAGAGAAUCUCCAGUGAAAGAUUGAAUGAAACAUUGAUUUACUUUGAGGCUUGAAAAAAAUAUUAAAAGUUAAAAAUAAAAAGUUUCUGAUCAACAGUAAACUGAUUUAUACAGAUGACCUGGUCAUUAAUUCAUGAUCAAUAAGUCCUGACUUCAGGUCGACAAAUGAAACGUGUAAAUAUGAGUAGCAUUAUUACCUGACCCCCCUGAACUCUGCGGUCGUAUUGUCUAUUGUCUGAUUGGUUCAUUCAGCUCUCACCUUUGAUGAUGUCAUCGGUGGUUUUAAGGAAUCAAUUGAUUGUAAAUUUGUAAACUUUUGUUUUCAGUGUUUCCAUAUUUGGACUCGUUGGUUGAAACUUAGAAACGAUGAUGUGGAUGUUUAUAUGUAGAUAAAUAUGAAAAACAAAGUUUAAAAAGUUGCACUAUUUUAUUACUUUUUAUAAAACGUGAGGAUGGAGGAAAUCAAACUAUUGAUUUGUUAUAUUGAUCAUAAACACAUUUCCUGUUCCUCCAUUAAACUGACGUGACAAACUUGAA
This is a messenger RNA of Scophthalmus maximus (turbot), 4236 nucleotides long. RefSeq names its product zinc finger protein 839 (gene znf839). The coding region runs from base 266 to 3277 and encodes 1003 amino acids. The transcript is spliced from 10 exons. The record is from RefSeq and is a predicted model, not a curated record. Lineage: Eukaryota; Metazoa; Chordata; Actinopteri; Pleuronectiformes; Scophthalmidae.